Esox lucius (northern pike) is the source of this 1276-nucleotide messenger RNA. RefSeq names its product phosphoseryl-tRNA kinase (gene pstk). Lineage: Eukaryota; Metazoa; Chordata; Actinopteri; Esociformes; Esocidae. The record is from RefSeq and is marked provisional. Gene Ontology annotation, molecular function: tRNA binding; kinase activity.
ACAGAAGGACAUAGUAAAUACGGAAAAGGAGUUACGUGAUACGGUGUGAUACAUUUCUAACACAACUUCGAGGGACCAAUCGCUUGGUCAAUGGAGAUAACAGAAGAUAGAAUUAAUGGGUUUUGUGCACGGACAUGUUUGUGUGUUAUUUGCGGCUUGCCUGCAGCAGGAAAGUCAACGUUUGCUCAAGCGUUCAACUCCCGAGCUGUAGAACGAGGAUGGAGAUCCACUCUUAUUUGUUAUGAUGAUUUGAUUCCCGAUGUUGCUUUCAAUGUGAAAGAAGUUGUGGAUGACGAAGCUACGUCACCAGCGCAAACUCAGUGGAAGCUGCACAGGCAUGUAUUGCUACAAUGCCUUGAACAAUUCCUGCGGAAUCCUGCCGUGUUACCGACGUUGCCCAGCAGCUGUCAGAUCAACAGAGAAGCCUGGGGUCGUCUUCUUCCGGUUGCCCCGGUCUACGAGACAUCGGUUGGGUCUCUUCAGGCUGACCCUUUGCCGCCACCCCUCGUCUUUUUACUGGACGAUAAUUUCUAUUAUCCCAGCAUGAGAUAUGAGGUGUACAAACUCGCCAGGAAAUACUUUCUGGGAUUCUGCCAAGUGUAUGUGAGCUGCCCUGUCGAGUCCUGUGUGGAAAGAAACCAGACGAGGCUCCAGCCUUUACACAGGGACGUCAUAUUGGAAAUGUCUAAGCGCAUGGAGCCUCCGGACCCUCAGAGAAACCCAUGGGAGCGGAACAGUGUCACACUGGACAGCACGGACCACAUCACCGAAGAGAACAUCCAGAGGUUGAUGGAGUUGGUCUCUACUGCUCUGGAGAACCCAACGAGUCCAGUCCAGGACAACACAGAGCUAAAGGAGGCUGACCGUCAGGUUUGCGUAUCCAGCGUGGUCCAUCAGGCUGACAAAGCCUGUCGCCGUCUGGUGUCUCGGAGCAUGCAGGCUGCCAGGGAUAACUCCUUACCUUCAGAGAGCAUGAGGUCUAUGGCAGCAGAGUUGAAUGAAUCCAAAACCAGAUUUCUCCAGAACCUGCGGAAAGAUGUUCUCCAAGGCCUUCCCCUGAACCAGGGUGGGCCCAUGGAUGUAGAAAGGAUGGUGAACAGAGCCAUCGAUGUCUUUGAUCAAGAGAAACAGGAAAUCACAGCAAGAUAUUUAUCUUGAAGAACUGAAGAAUUGGCUUGCGGCUUGCCUAAAUAAUUAUAAUUCUAUUGUAUAUAAUUGUCCCAUUGUAUCAUGUUAAUUUAUUUUAUUGGAUAUUUGAGAUUAAAUGAAUACACCA